This is a messenger RNA of Ictalurus punctatus (channel catfish), 777 nucleotides long. Its product is annotated as lactose-binding lectin l-2. The transcript is spliced from 7 exons. The coding region runs from base 77 to 604 and encodes 175 amino acids. Lineage: Eukaryota; Metazoa; Chordata; Actinopteri; Siluriformes; Ictaluridae. The record is from RefSeq and is a predicted model, not a curated record. Gene Ontology annotation, molecular function: signaling receptor activity.
GAUGUAGUGUGUUACACAAUUUUUAUUACAUUAAAACAAAUCAUGCUCUUCUUGUAGUGCAUAAAAAUCCAGAACUAUGGCUCGUCAGACUCAAGUGAUGUUACUUCUGAUUCUCGCUACAGCACCAAAAGCUUUGGCUGAUGUGGUGAAUCCUGAGACAGCGGAUGAUUUUGAUCAGAUCGUGAAAGAAGCCGAAGAAUGUUCCACAUGCUGUCCAAAUGGCUGGGUGAGAUACGAGAGACGUUGCCACAAGUAUCAGGCCACCUAUAUGGACUGGGCUUCUGCUGAGAAACACUGUCUGGAUCUCGACGCGCACUUGGUCUCAAUACAUAGCGAAAAUGAACAUCAGUGGGUUAAGGCUCUUAUCCGUACUCAUGACCCCCGGGAGAAUCCAACAUGGAUCGGUCUCAUUAGCUGUCAGAAGAGAAAUAACUUUUUUUGGUCUGAUGGCACCAAAUUGACUUUCACCAAGUGGAAUCCAAAUGAACCCAAUUUUGAUCGUGGAGAGUGCUGUGUGCAUAUUGACUGGAGUGACAGUAAGAACUGGAACGACAUUCCGUGUCAUUACAGCUAUCCCUUUGUGUGUGCCAAGAUUAUUAACUGAAAUGCUCCCAGCUUCACCUUACCAACUAUAAUACAAAAUUGGAAAGAUUUUCCUUGUCACUAAUGGAUUUACAAAAUAUAUAUAUAUAUAUUACUGUGGCAAAUUACCAUAAAUAAAGCAAGAAAAAAAUUCUUUAAAAAAAAUCUAAUAAAAUGUCUUUCAUUAAUUGGUAA